Blepharisma stoltei is the source of this 666-nucleotide messenger RNA. NCBI's taxonomy places the organism in Eukaryota, Ciliophora, Heterotrichea, Heterotrichida, Blepharismidae. The record is from the annotation of a GenBank genome assembly.
AUGCUAAGUGAUUAUGAGAUUGCAAGAAAGUUGCAAGAUGAAGAGUACAAUUACUGCAUGCCUCCUAAACGAAACUCAAAUGAAGAAGUAAAGCAGCCGAUAGAAGCUAAUAGUGUUCAUCUAGAAUUUAACCCUGCUCAGGUAAAUCAACAAGGUUUUAAUCAAUUUAUUGCUCCUCCUGCUACUUUUCCUCCUCAAGCUAAUAAGCAAGCUAUUGUUCAAGCUUCUGAUCCUCCUAACGACGAUGAAUCUAAAUUACAAAAAUUCAAUAAAAUUAUAAAAUUUGCGAAGUAUACUAAAUAUUUUUGCAUUAUUUACUGCAUAUUUGCUUUUGCGUACGCUGCGACUUGUGUUUAUGGAUUGAUGGCAUUCUGAAUUUUAGUCUUUUUGGGAUACUGGGCACAAUGAUAUUUACAAAUAGUUCUGCUAGUUUUAUAUAUGAUUAUCCUUGUAAUAGGUACAAUUCUAAAAAUCGUUUUGUUAGCUAUUGUCACGAAUAAUAUUGCUUUUAUAGUUAUAGUUGUCGUCGAUGUUAUACUCACUGUCCUUUAUUUGGUUUUUCUUUAUAAAUUUUUCAAGCUUCUGCCAAACAUAGACGAAAGCGAGCGAAAAGAGAUUUUGGCAAUAAUGCAUCCUGAGAAGCCUGAAGAAAAUAAAAACUCAUAA